Messenger RNA from Callorhinchus milii (elephant shark), 2140 nucleotides. Its product is annotated as polypeptide N-acetylgalactosaminyltransferase 15. Lineage: Eukaryota; Metazoa; Chordata; Chondrichthyes; Chimaeriformes; Callorhinchidae. The transcript has 11 exons. The coding region runs from base 1 to 1713 and encodes 570 amino acids. The record is from RefSeq and is a predicted model, not a curated record. Gene Ontology annotation, cellular component: Golgi apparatus.
AUGAGGAUGAGGAUGAGGUGGUCGCGGGGCGCGGCGGUGCCGGUGCCGGUGUGGCUGGUGGUGGCCGUGGGACUGGCGCUGACGCGACGAGGAGCUGAUGGCCGUGACCCCGCCCAGACCCCGAGCCCCCCUCCGCCGCCCCGGCCCCGGCCCCGGCCCGGGGGGUACCGGCUGCUGGGGGCGGGCAGGGGGUCGCGGCCGCUGGCGGCGCCCGGGGAGGACGGCGACCCCCCGCUGCCCGGCGCGCGGGGCGGCUUCAGCGAGGCGGUGAGUGAGAGGAUCCCUCUGCACCGGAGGCUCCCUGAGGUACGCGAGGCUUUAUGUCUGCAGCAGGAAUACAGACAGGAUUUGCCAACAGCCAGUGUCAUAAUUUGUUUCCACAAUGAAGCCUGGUCCACUCUUCUGAGGACAGUGAACAGUGUUAUGGACACCGCCCCCAAGAAAUUUCUUAAAGAAAUCAUCUUAGUGGAUGACUUGAGUAACCAAGGGCAUCUGAAAGCAGCUCUGAGUGAGUACAUUUCCAGGCUGGAAGGUGUCAAGUUGAUUCGAAGCAAUAAGAGACUGGGAGUGAUUAGAGGUCGCAUGCUUGGUGCAGCACGAGCGACAGGAGAUGUCCUUGUGUUUAUGGACUCACACUGUGAAUGCCACAAGGGAUGGCUUGAACCACUGUUGGACAGAAUAGCCAAUGACAGAACCCGUGUUGUAUCUCCUGUUAUAGAUGUCAUUGACUGGAAGACCUUUCAAUAUUAUCACUCAGUUGAUCUGCAACGGGGGGUUUUCAACUGGAAGCUGGACUUUCAUUGGGAACCAAUACCAAAAUAUCAACAAAAAUGGCGUCAGUCUCCCAUCAGCCCAAUCAGGAGCCCAGCAGUUCCUGGGAUGUUAAUGAUCAAUCGGCAUUACUUCCAAAAUCUUGGUGCAUAUGAUCCUGGAAUGUCAAUGUGGGGAGCAGAGAAUGUGGAACUCUCCCUCAGGGUCUGGCUCUGUGGUGGUUCAGUGGAAAUCCUGCCCUGCUCUCGGGUUGGUCACGUGUACCGGGACCACAUCCCAUAUUACCUGUCAGAUGAAGAGACGGUGUGGAAAAACAAAAUCCGUGUUGCUGAGGUCUGGAUGGAUUCUUUCAAGGAGAUUUUCUACAAGCAAGAAACGCCUGCAUAUUUGCUCAGUAAGACGAAGGCACCAGAUUACAUGGAGAGACUGCAGCUGCGGACAACGCUGGGCUGUAAGAAUUUUCGUUGGUUUUUAAAUAACAUCUACCCUGAACUCUAUGUGCCUGAGGAUAAACCAGGAAGCUCCGGGGAGGCAAGACAACGUUUUUUGCUCUACAACAUUGGCAUGGGCUACUGUGCAGAUUAUAAAACCAAAUGGGACACAGGGGGCUAUCCUGUGGCACUCACUCCAUGCAAUGGCAAUGGGAAUCAGCACUUUGAAUAUAACAGUGGAAGAGAAAUUUGGUUUGGAUCCAUUCUACAAUUUUGCUUUGAUGUUCUAAAUGAACAGAUCAUACUCCAGGAAUGUACCAUUGAGGGGAGAACAGAACCACAACGACAGUGGGAUGUUAGGAAGAAUGGAGAAAUUAUCCACAUGCUUUCUGGCAAGUGCAUUGAGGCAAUUGGGAAUGGAACGAGCAAAGACUUGUUUCUCCGGCCAUGCAACAAGCAGAGCAACCAGUUAUGGCGAUUUGAGCAACUGAUAGUCAUGAACGAGAGAUGACCUGCCGUUGUGAGCAGACUGUGGCUCAGUGCCAUGCUCUCCCGCUUAGCCAGUAGGAGUGCAGCAUGUCAAGAAUCUGCAGAACCUGAAUUUGCCGACAAUAAAGAAUGCUGUGUACUUCUAUUGCCUGAAGUAAUUCAUAAUAGCACAGUCUUCUAAGGAUGCCUUUGAAUGGUACUGGUGAAGCCAAACACUGGUGUCUGCAUUGUGUGGCAUGACCGAUUGCUCUGAACAUUAGCUGUAUCAAGGACUGAGGAGGGAGCAACCAAACUGGUUCUGAUUUGUUUUGUUGGACAACCACUGAAUAUCUUAACUAUCUGAACAAAACCUAAAGUUCUACAUGAAUCAAAUUAUUCUGCUUUUGCCUUAGUUGUGCCAAAUACUACAAAAAAUAUUUUUUUUAAAAAAUAGGUCACUAAAUAAAAAU